AUUGGUGGGAGGGAGAGUAGUCAUCAAACGCUAUGUUUCCUUUAGAAAAAAAAAGUUUAAUCAAUGAAAAGAUUUUGAUAUUUUAUAGAGAAUUCGACAAUGUUGACUCUGAUAAUUUGGAAAUAUAUUUCACAAAAGAAAACGAAUUUAAUGCAAGGACAAUUGUUGAAUUACUAUUUCCAGAAUGUCAAGAUAUGCACAAUUUGUGUAUAGCUCUAAACUCUUUCAAAUAUGAAGACUUCGUCAAAUACCAUUCUGCAAUGCUUCCAAUACACAAAUGUGCCGAAAUAUUGGUUCACACUUGGGGAAAUCCAUAUUUUUCUUCUUCUGGCUUAAUGUGGAUGGGUGUGAAUAGCAAAUUCUUUUAUGAAAAUAUGAUGUCUGUAGGUACCUGCAAAUAUGUGGAACAUAUACUUUUAAUGACCUCACUUCUAGAAAAUGCCCUAUCUAAUAUAUACUAUACCGAAACCAAGGGUAAACAAGCACCACAUUUAUUAAAAGAUUUAAUAAGUACUCCGGAAGUGGAAAGAGUAUUCGAUACAGAAUUGAUUAUUCUACUGAAAAUACUAAUGGGCAUACCAAAUUCUAUAAACUUACGAAAUAUUGUAUGGCAUGGAUUCCCAAAGCCUUUUGAAAUCCCUCUCUAUUAUGAGUGUGUAUUAUUGAUCAUGAUACACACCUUGGGCCAAAGGGUUAAGGCCAACAAUUAUGUAAUCAACGAAAGGCCUUUGAUAAGGGAUUUUACAACACCACUAGACAACAUUACAAAUGAAAUCAAGAUGCCGAUAAAAAAUAUAAGCUUUUAUGAGGAAAAAAUCAUGGAAAUCGAGAACGAUUUCGCCCAGGAUUAUGUGCCUUUUUGGCUGCAACUGUGCUCACAUUAUAGAGAUAAUAAUAAUUUUCAUUUUAUAAUGUUGGCUAUGCCUCAAAUAGAAUUGCUGCUUAGAUUGCAUUACAGUCACAUCAAUGGCGUAGAUGUAAGUGCUAAAUUGCAUGAGUACUAUAUAACAAUGGAUACAAUAUUCGAAACGGAGGUAGCUAGUAACAGAACUACUAGUAAUACCAACGAGGAUCAGCAGAAAUUUUUCAAUAAACUAUUAGACUUUGCAGCUUAUCCACAAUUCCAAGGUACUUUUCAUUUGAUAUAUGACAUAUUUCUUUGCCCAAAUGGUUGUCGACUAAGAGAUAAAGUUAGCCAUGGUGAGGUUUAUUGGCAAGCUCUCCAAAAUUCCCAACUAGCAACUGUGGUGUGUCAUAUAUUUCUGAAUUUAUUAACCCCUUUAACCUGUAACACUUUGGAAAAUUACGAGAGUAAUUUACAUUUGAAUUGUUUGAAUAAGAAACUUUUCUUCAAAGUCAAAAACAAAUUACUAGAGUUCGCAUCAAAUUAUAACUUGCCUUCCAACCACAUCAUUGCCACAAAGGAAACUCCAAAAAGUAAAGUUUUAAUAUUUAAACGGCCUCGCAAGGAAUCCGAGUUAAUGCUUUUGAUCAAAUCGAUAAUGGAUAAUGUACUUCAAACUUUGGAAAACUAUGAAAGAUCUAUGGCAAAACGUCUAGUAUUGCAGGCACAACAUGAAUUGCACUCAAAACGAAGAAAGACUUUGGAAAAGUUACAAAAUGCUUUACCUCAAAUAUUUGGCACCUUGAUGAUCUUGGUUAACGCUUCAAAUAUUUUAUAUAAUUUAUUACAAAACAAUUACGAGCUGGUAUUGCAGGAUGAUGCGAAAUAUUCUAAAACAUUAAGAUUUCUUAAGCAUGCAAGGACCAUAGCCGAAAACUUAGUAAGAUAUUCACAUUAUCAAAGCAAUGAGUGGAUCAAAUCUUUAGAGCUUUGUGAUAAAUUUCAAGAAAUCUAUAACAAAUUGUUUCUAUAUAUGGAAUGAUUUUUACUGUACCUGUCUUGCUCCUGUGAUAUUAAAGUAUGCAAAAAAAAAAUAACUUACAAAACUUA
Molecule: messenger RNA, 1954 nt
Organism: Stomoxys calcitrans (stable fly)
Lineage: Eukaryota; Metazoa; Arthropoda; Insecta; Diptera; Muscidae
Product: endoplasmic reticulum membrane-associated RNA degradation protein
Exons: 4
Coding region: 33-1886 (617 amino acids)
Source: RefSeq, a predicted model, not a curated record